This is a messenger RNA of Heteronotia binoei (common prickly gecko), 3558 nucleotides long. RefSeq names its product SRY-box transcription factor 10 (gene SOX10). Bases 229 to 1614 code for a protein of 461 amino acids. Gene Ontology annotation, biological process: peripheral nervous system development; neural crest cell migration; morphogenesis of an epithelium. The record is from RefSeq and is a predicted model, not a curated record. The transcript has 4 exons. NCBI's taxonomy places the organism in Eukaryota, Metazoa, Chordata, Lepidosauria, Squamata, Gekkonidae. Gene Ontology annotation, cellular component: nucleus. Gene Ontology annotation, molecular function: DNA-binding transcription factor activity, RNA polymerase II-specific; RNA polymerase II cis-regulatory region sequence-specific DNA binding.
AAGCCAGUCAGAGAGACAUUCAUCCAAGGUAUUAGGAAAAACCAAGCCGCCCCCUAGCAAUGGCACUUGUCUGAGAGUUUCCUCAGCACAGAGCUCCUGAAAGUCACCAGGCUUGCAAGAGAACAGAAGGGCUAUUGGGAUACAAAUUACAGCUCUCUCAGGAUUUGACAGAAAGAUCGAAAGAGUUUGAAGACCUGAUUUCUGAGGAAUAAAACAAAGAGGGGGAAAAUGACAGAUGAUCAAGACCUUUCUGAGGUGGAGAUGAGUCCUGUGGGUUCUGAAGACCAUCACUGCCUCUCACCAGGACCUUCCAUGGCAUCAGACGCCAGCUCUCACCUGACCAGCCCCAGCAGCGGUGAGAUGGGGAAGGUGAAGAAGGAGCAGCAGGACUCAGAGGUGGACGACGAUAAGUUCCCAGUGUGCAUCCGGGAGGCAGUGAGCCAGGUAUUGAGCGGUUACGACUGGACUCUGGUGCCCAUGCCAGUGCGGGUCAAUGGAAGCAGCAAGAGCAAGCCCCAUGUCAAGCGGCCCAUGAAUGCAUUCAUGGUGUGGGCGCAGGCUGCCCGGAGGAAGCUGGCAGACCAGUAUCCUCACCUCCACAAUGCAGAGCUUAGUAAGACGCUGGGGAAGCUCUGGAGACUCCUGAAUGAAAGUGACAAGCGACCCUUCAUUGAAGAAGCCGAGCGGCUGCGGAUGCAGCACAAGAAGGACCACCCUGAUUACAAGUACCAGCCACGUCGGCGGAAAAACGGCAAGGCUGCCCAGGGUGAAAAUGACGGCCAAGCUGAAGGAGAAGCUGGUGGGGCUGCCGCUAUCCAGGCCCACUAUAAGAAUGCCCACAUGGACCACAGGCACCCUGGUGAAGGCUCUCCCCUGUCUGAUGGACACCCUGAACAUUCUUCAGGUCAGAGUCAUGGGCCCCCCACUCCACCAACCACUCCAAAGACAGAACUGCAGUCGGGUAAAGCUGACUCCAAGAGAGAAGGGCGUUCUUUGGGGGAAGGAGGAAAGCCGCACAUCGACUUUGGCAAUGUGGAUAUUGGGGAGAUCAGCCAUGAAGUGAUGUCCAACAUGGAGCCCUUUGAUGUCAACGAGUUUGACCAGUACCUGCCACCAAAUGGACACGCUGCUCACCCAGGCCAUGUUGGAGGCUAUGCCACAGCUGCCGGUUAUGGCCUUGGGAGUGCCCUGGCUGCAGCCAGUGGACACUCUGCUUGGAUCUCCAAACAGCAUGGAGUCUCCUUGUCCGCCACCACAUCAUCAGUGGUAGACUCCAAGGCUCAAGUGAAAACAGAGGGUUCUGCUCCAGGGGGCCAUUACACUGAUCAGCCCUCCACUUCCCAGAUAGCAUACACAUCACUCAGUCUGCCCCACUAUGGCUCAGCUUUCCCCUCUAUAUCUAGGCCCCAGUUUGACUACCCUGACCACCAGCCCUCAGGGCCCUACUAUAGCCACUCCAGUCAGGCUUCUGGCCUCUAUUCGGCCUUCUCGUAUAUGGGGCCCUCCCAACGUCCCCUGUACACUGCCAUCUCUGACCCAGCACCCUCAGUGCCACAGUCCCAUAGCCCAACACACUGGGAACAGCCUGUGUAUACGACCCUCUCAAGACCCUAGGGAAUGGGGAAUGGUGACCAAAGCAGCAGCGGAAAGGGUCCGAAGAAUCAGCCCCAGAAGACGAGCCUCCGAGUUCUGAGGCCAUUCAGUGUAAUCCAGUCACCAGAACCCACUGAAUAUCCGGGCGUGUCUGUCUUGACCGCAGUUAUCGAAGGCUCACCUGGCUAGAGGAAGGUCCCUACCCACCCCCAUUCUCCCAAUUCCUAAUUGGCUUCCAAGAUCCCAUAGGCCUUCUAGAUGAGGACAAUUCUUGGCAUGGAGCAAUUAGUCAUGGUGGGGUUUUGUUGAGCAGAUCAAGGUUGUUGUUGUUUUUUUGGAAGAAAGAAUUAAUAAUCCCCUCCAUUCUCUUCCCCUCACUCAAGUUGCCCAGACCAUCAAACUGGCAGUUUAGAAAGAAAACAAUGGCCAUAACUUUACCACUCAGUGUUGAUAAAGCAUGGCUUAUCAGCCACCCUGGUGGAUAUGUUACAGUAGGAGAAGUAGGGUGGAGCAGCUAAUGCAGACAAUGCUCUAGGGCAUUCCUGCGUCAGAGUUGCACGUGCAUGAAUCUUGUUCCCCAUUGGAAGACCAACCCAUGCUUGCUUUUCCUGUUGAUUUUUAGCAUCUGCAUUUCACCUUCCUUUAUCCAUACCACCACUUCUCUGCUGCCUGGCUCUCUUAAGACUUUACUAGACAGUACAUUGGACUCAGGAACUGCAUUAUAUGCUCUGGCCACCUUUGCAUCGCAGCAUGUAAGUGUGUGCUACAUGUUGGUCCCUUGGACCAUAAAAAGCAAAGGGGACAGAAUCCUACAUUGUUGUUAUGAACAUUUUGUAUUGCUAGUUUGUUUUCCAACACCUCCUGGCUUCCUUCUAAACUGCCCCAGCUAGCUGCCUAAUACUUCAGAAGAUACCCUGCCAAAGCCAGUGCUUUUUUUUUGUCUAGCAUGCUUAUGAAAGAGAGAGUGCUAGUGUGUGUGAGAGUGUAUGCUUGUAUUUAAGCGGGUGCAGGAAGGCAGAAGGAUUUUAUCCACCAGAACUGCCAGUGUGAUCCUCCAACUUGCUUAAGCAUGGGGGGUGGGAUGGUGGGAAAUGCCCAGAGAACAUCUGAAUGUCCACAGUGUUAAGCAGAUAGUGUCACAGUGUAAACAGCCUAAAACAUAUUGGGCCCGAGGCUGAAAUUCCAAAUGGCGCUCCCUACAAAGCAAAAAUAUAAUGAACAAAAUAAUUGUCAGUGCACUGUCUUCACAGUGGUACCCACAAAUUUUCCACCUAGAGUGGUCUUCCUCACCCUGCCAAAUGGCAGGGAUGAUCCUGCGCAUGUAUUCAGAGUCAAUAGCGGCUAAAUUCAACCAUGGCUGCAAUAAGGAGAACAUUGUCGUUGCAUCUGAUGUUGAAUGCACAUUUAAAAAGACAAAAUGGAGCCAUUUACAAUUCAAAUAAACCCAUGUUUCCUUUCAUAUGAGAGGAACAGCUCCAACUAAACCAAACUUUCCUGUCUUCACUGAGGUGAAAAUAUGGCUUGCCUCUUCCAUGGGCUUCCAAAGAGGCAUGCCACUUUACAGCCAACUACAUUUUAGAAGACAAAGGGAUGAAUCACAAAGCACUGGAGAAAUGUGUUAUGCAAAUAAAAUACACAAGGAUGGGUCACACUGAAGGUUGUUCUUCCCAACCCCUUUGGACUGGAAUGACUGAGGCCAACUUGCCUAACAUUAUGUUUAUAUAUGCUUGCCUCCAUUUUCAGCAGUGGAUGAAUCUCUUUUCUCCAUGGUGUUUGAAAAGGACAUGUAGUAUGCCUGUUUCCCUUGUAUGCAUGCAACCUAUUAACUGCUCCACACCCUUAUUUAUGCAAGUAGCAUAUUCCCUCUUUCGCUGUCCCCGGCAUCACAACCCUGUGUUGUCCUAGCAUCAAUUAACUUUGCAUCAAAUGUAUGGAAUAAUAAACUUAAAAGGUUUCAGCUAUGUA